AUGCCUUCGAGCCCGUCUUCAAAUCUCGAGUCUGCUAGUCUGCUCGAGCACACUGAGCAUGCAGGUUUGACUCGGAUCCCUCUUGACGCGAUUCCCCUAGGUGCUAUCACAGGUCGAUCGCAUUCCAAUGAAAGCUCAAUCACCAUAUCCCCCACGAUCUGGAGUUCUUUGGAUACCACCAAUGGUGACCUCUUGGUGGGAGAUACCUUGCCACGAUUCGCCGCUAUCGAAUUUCUUCGACAGUGGUUUCCUGAGAUUGACCCAGAAGACCCACGCACAAAAACCUUCUCGCGAAAACUUUCCAACCGCGAUGUAGCUCUUGUUAUCCACCAGUCUCUUGCAGGGGUAGUCUUGAUAUUCAAUAUCAUCGUUACUGCGCUUGCCAUUCAUACAUCUGAUCCUGUCAACGGAAUGGCGGGCAUCAUCGACGUUCCUGGAGUCACUAAUUGUGAUCAGGUCCGAUCAUAUAAUUUGGGUCUUCACUUGGUUAUCAACUUUCUAUCGACCAUUCUACUCGGAUCCAGCAAUUACUGCUCCCAGCUUUUAGUUGCACCCACGAGGAAAGAUAUCGAGGAAGCACACAACAAACGGAAAACGCUUGAUGUUGGAAUCCAGAGUUUUCGGAAUCUGCGGUCUGUUGAUACCCGAAGGAGAGUCCUGUGGGUGAUGUUGAUGUUGAGCUCUGGACUUCUUCACCUAUUUUGGAACACUGUUGGAUUUGCGGCCUCCCCCAAAGUCUCAUAUAACGUGGGGGUUGUAACGAGCGAUUACCUGAAAGAUUCAAACCCGUGGAGCUACUCUAUGGCGGGGUUUGACGAAAUGCGUCGAAAUGCGACCGAUUUAGCACCCCUUUCUCGCGCCGAUUGCAUCGAGAGAUACACAAAUACCGACAACGGACUUAGCGAUGUGCUUCUAGUUGCUCGCAACAUUAGCAAACAUGACCAAAUGUCAUUCGCCAUUGAUAAUUCAUCAACUUUACUCUCCAACUUUUCCGCAUUUGAGGCUGCUACUCAUGGAGACGGGUUCAAGAGUAUACGUUGGGCUCAGGCAAAUUCAUGGGUAUGCUCUGCCUGGACACCUCUUGGCUAUUACGCAUUACCGCCGAACAGUGAAAGAGUCACUAUCUGCUCCGCCUCGGCAAUGAAGGCGUAUGUGAAUUCUUGGACUUUUACAAGAUGGGAGAAAGCUCCCGGGAGCCCUUCUGGGGUGCAGUUAUGGGCAGGUGUGGAUCAUUGCAUUCCUGCUAGUGAACCCCAUCCCACGGAGGAUAUUUGUGCGCUUCGGGUAAGCUACGCUCUACUGAUCAUUGUCUGCGGGUUGAACCUCAUCAAGCUCAUUUGUAUUUCUUGUACUGCUCGUCUUCAUCGUUCUAAUUGUUUCUCGAUUGGACAUGAGCGGGUCACAGAAGCCAAAACAACCUACCUUGUCACUGUGGGCGAUGCCAUUGCAAGCUUCCUAGAGUAUGAAGAUGACCAUACCAAGGAUCUCUCUCUGGUUACUCGAAGCGAUUUCAGCAGAGGGAAAUGGCCGGUCGAAGAGCAAGGAAAUCAAAAAUCCGAACUCGUUGCUAAAUUGAGGGUCCGGCGGUGGUUCUCCGCGGUUAGCAUCUUGCAAUGGACUUCGACUCUUCUACUAUGUGCUGGGUUUUUGAUAUUCACCUCUGUUGAGCUUGGUCAAAGCCUCACCGCAAGAAAGAGUGGAGGGCUCGCAAUAGACCUGCCAUCUCUCUAG
Molecule: messenger RNA, 1731 nt
Organism: Penicillium salamii
Lineage: Eukaryota; Fungi; Ascomycota; Eurotiomycetes; Eurotiales; Aspergillaceae
Source: the annotation of a GenBank genome assembly